AUGACGACGACCCGAUUAUCUGGCCUUUCUGUGAUUGAAAGUCUUCAACACGGAAAUAGGGCAAUUCUGCCCAAUGACAACGAUGCAGAACAACUGAUCUGUGUCAUGCCUGGUCGCAAGGACCCUGACCUUCAAGUGGGUGCGCAGACGGGCGUGCAAUUGCUUCCUGCUUUCGACGGUCAUAUGAGCAGUGUCUUUUCUGUGGCAUUCUUGCCUGAUGGACGACACAUUGUGUCCGGAUCUGACGACAACACAAUCCGUGUGUGGGAUGCGCAGACGGGCGUGCAAUCGCACCCUGCCCUCGAAGGACAUACGGGCGAUGUCACGUCUCAUCUGAUUCCCCACUCUCAGCGUCUGUAUCCAGGGCAGGACCAUUGGAUCUAUGCGAUGCACAUAAUUCGCCAGACAACAAUUGUCACCUGCUUCCACUUCCUACUCGCUAUUCUUCCCAUCCCGCCCAUGCUCUCAAAGAUCCAGCUCGAUUUUGGGAACAGUUUAAGCCACGGGCCCUUUUCCCUAAUGAAGAGGGCUGGCUUGUGGGUCCCAAAGGCCGCCUUCUGUACUGGCUUCCUAUCCAUCUCAUAA
Messenger RNA from Fibroporia radiculosa, 585 nucleotides. RefSeq lists its product as uncharacterized. The transcript has 3 exons. NCBI's taxonomy places the organism in Eukaryota, Fungi, Basidiomycota, Agaricomycetes, Polyporales, Fibroporiaceae. The coding region runs from base 1 to 585 and encodes 194 amino acids. Gene Ontology annotation, molecular function: protein binding. The record is from RefSeq and is a predicted model, not a curated record.